Tyto alba (common barn owl) is the source of this 4806-nucleotide messenger RNA. RefSeq names its product C-C motif chemokine receptor 6 (gene CCR6). Lineage: Eukaryota; Metazoa; Chordata; Aves; Strigiformes; Tytonidae. The coding region runs from base 1870 to 2964 and encodes 364 amino acids. The record is from RefSeq and is a predicted model, not a curated record. Gene Ontology annotation, cellular component: membrane. Gene Ontology annotation, biological process: immune response; positive regulation of dendritic cell chemotaxis; thymocyte migration. The transcript has 4 exons. Gene Ontology annotation, molecular function: chemokine receptor activity.
UAAAAGUAUAAACAACUGUAUAAUAAUUCAUCUGUGCAUCUUGGUGUUUUUUCUAAAUUGGCAUUUUUGCUACACAAACUUUCAUCAAAAAUCUAACAUUUUUUUGUUUAAAACUCUUGCUUCAUCAACAUUUUCUCCAAGAAAAUAAAAAAUAUUUCACCAGCUUUUCUGAAGCCAGCAAUUAUCAAUGGGAGGAUACACUUACUGCUCUUUACGUUUCUUUCUGGAAGCCAGGCCAGCUAGGAGCUAGGCUGGUUCUAAGAAGUGAUGCUGCAGUGAAGCAGAGGAGUGCUCUGAGUAUGACUGUGCUCCCCCUUCAGAAAUUCCAUGUUCAGUCUGAGAAGAAAUCACCUCUGAUUCUUUACUAUUUUCACAUGACUAACAAACUGUUUCCCAACAAUUGCUUUUUUUAGUCUCCCUCCAUUUUCAAAUUAAAUAGCAAGUGCACUGGUGGAAGAAAACUGAUGGGUUGUGAGAUUUUUCAAAUGCAAUUGUAUGUCUUGGGCUAGAGGUGAGAGCUAAACACUGAUUAUGCAGUCCCUCUCCUCCCCUAGUGCUCUGUUUGCAAUCUUUACCCAUUUAAUCUCCUGAGCUCUGUUUGCCUCAGUGGCAAAAACCCUGUAGAAGGCCCUAGGAGGACUCUGUCUUCUCUAACUGGUUUGACAGAGGUGAUCAAGUAAUUAAAACAUUGAUGGAUAUCAGUCAAUGUGGGACAGAUGUCAGUGCUAGGAUCAUGUUAUUUCAGUCCCUGGCACCUCAUAAGGCGUGAGGAGGGCUGCAUCUGACAAUGAGGUAUGUGGAAUCAGGUGGGAGUGAGGCUGAAAAUGUGAACAAAAAAGAUCAAAGGGGAAGCAAGUGCUACACAAUGCAAUGCAGGAGAGAAAUUAUGAAGAGAACAGGAGAUGGAAAGAAGAGAAAUCUAGAAAAGCUGAACAAAGAAAGAGGAAGAAAUAAGGAGAACAAAAAACUAAAUACAGAAAUAGCAAUACUGGAAAAAGCAUGCUUGACAGGGAGUGAAAAGUCAGAGGCAAAAAAAAGAAGGAGAGUUUGAAAGAAUAAGAAUGAAUGAGAAAAAAAUAUAUUGACAAUAUAGGAUGGUAAUGUUAAAAAAAAAAAAAAAAAAAAAGGUAAUAUAAACAACCUGAAUGUAAAUAUAUAGUUUACAUUUUGUAGUCUGAAAGAAUGAUGGAGAGACCAGAACCUCAGCUGAUGGCUAGAUUUUUGAAUCAGAUCAGACUGAUCUAAAUUUAACUGAAUGAACAUUAAAGCAGGAUGCAACAGCGUGGGGGGUGGGUGCUGUAUUUCUUUUAGAAUUAAGAAAACCCAGUAUUCUGAGUCAUUCCAGAACAUGUGGAUCCUGGAAUAACUCAGAUGGUGUUUUUGUUUUCCUUAUCUUUCAAUAUUUUCUUUCCUUAAUUAGUGGUGGCAGAAAACUAACAUGUGGUGAGAUUUGAGAAACCACAAUAACCAUAUUAGCUAAACGAGAGUAGAUUUCCUUUCAGAGCUCUAACAAAUGAACAAAAACUAACUACAUGUGUGGGAGCUUCAUUUGCAUAACAUGCAGAUUUUCAAAUAGUUGUGUUAAAAAGAAAAAACCCUUUCCACUUGUCACAGCGUGAAGGUGAAGCACAAAGUGUCUGCAAGGAAAGCUGUCUGGGCUUUGUAACUGGGUCAGAAGAACAUGUGCUCCAAAGUGUAUUCCUGUUGAGGCUGAUGGUAAAUGUGAUUGAGGCAGCCACAAAACAGUGUAACAGAAUCACACAUCCUCUUUCACCUGAUCUUCAGACAAUUUUCCAAUCUGAAAUCCUUGGGAAAGUAUUUUGAAGUUCUUCUCAACAUAUUUUUCUUUCUGAGGAAUAUACUGCCAAAAUGAAUUUUACAGAGCCUCAUCCCACAGAUUAUCCAUAUUAUUCUGACUAUGCUUCUUUAAUCACACCACCUUGUUCUAAAUUGGAAGUCAGGAACUUCACAAAAGCAUUUCUUCCAGUUGUAUAUUCGUUGAUUUGUAUCAUUGGCCUGGUUGGUAACAUCUUUGUAGUGAUGACCUUUGCUUUAUAUGAAAGAACCAAGUCCAUGACGGAUGUGUACCUCUUCAACAUGGCCAUAGCAGACAUACUGUUUGUUCUCACUCUCCCACUGUGGGCAGUGAAUUAUGCUGCUGACGAAUGGAUUUUUGGCGAUUUCAUUUGCAAAAUGACCAGAGGUAUCUACGCAAUCAACUUCAGCUGUGGCAUGCUGCUUUUGGCCUUUAUCAGCGUGGACCGGUACAUUGCUAUCGUACAGGCAACAAAGUCAUUUAAACUCAGGGCAAGAACGCUUGCAUAUAGUAAACUCAUUUGUUUGGCUGUGUGGGUAUCAUCAAUUUUAAUCUCUAGUUCCUCUUUUCUAUACAGUGAAAGUUACAUCUUCUCCACCAAUGAAACCAAAGAGAUUUGUGACCACAGAUUUGACAGAAUGUCUGAAAGCACAAUGAUGAAAUCACUGCUGCUGUGUAUGCAAGUUGGAUUUGGAUUUUUUAUACCUUUCAUAUUCAUGAUUUUUUGCUAUACAUUCAUUGUCAAAUCCUUACAACAAGCUCAGAAUUCUAAAAGAAACAAAGCAAUCCGUGUGAUCGUAUUAAUUGUAGCUGUUUUCCUAGUUUGCCAGGUACCUUAUAACAUUGUUCUUCUUGUGACAGCCGUAAAUAUGGGCAAGAUAGACAAAUCUUGUGACAAUGACAAGAUAAUGGCCUAUGUGAAAUACACCACUGAAGCCAUAGCAUUUUUACACUGUUGUGUGAACCCUGUGCUCUAUGCAUUUAUUGGAGUGAAGUUCAGAAGUUAUUUUGUGAAGAUAAUGAAGGACCUAUGGUGCAUGAGGUACAAGAAAUACAAUAAACGUAGUUCAAGGACAAACUCUGAUAUGUAUCAUUCGAGACAGACUAGUGAAAUUCUGACUGACAAUGGAUCUUCUUUUACUAUAUAAUACAAUUUUAACAACAUUAUUACUGAAGGACUCUUCUCACCAAGCAACCCAAACCAAUGUCACUGUGCCUGUAACAGCAAGACAUUUGGGCUUCUCUACACCUCUAAGGGAGCUCCCAUGACCUACAGCUCCCUUCAUCAAAGAAUUAAGAUAAAAGAAUAACCCUGUUCUGUGGAAAACUGAAAUCUUACUCACCUCUUUUAACAUUCAUGCUAUUCUAAAGUGCACUUUUUUAGAAUUAUCAGGAUAGCAAAGUUUACAGGGGAACAUUCCUUGAUUUCUAAGGAAAAAUUACAUCUCAUCUGUCCAACAUCACUGAAAUAACCCCAAAGUACUAAGUAAAUGAAUCAGGUUAUGUCCAGGCUCAUACUUACAUUUAUGUUGUUUCUGUUAAUUACUUCUACCUGGAAAUCCUGUCUAAGUGUAGGUCUCCACUGUUCUUUUGUUGCAGACAGGUCACGCUGUGACAGUACUAACAUAAAGAGAUGGCAUUCUGAGCAAAGCGCAGCAAGGAAAGCAAACUGAGAAAUGAAAAAACAGGCUCAAGGCUGCUGACAUAGCUGGGCUUACAUGUUAGGUCCCCUAAAUCUUUGUCCAGUUCUGCAGUCCACUUGCUCAUCAGAAGUUGAUUACACCAAGGCUGAGGCUGGUCAAAGCCAACAGUGACAUGUCUAGUAAAGAGAAUAUUAGAAAAAAAUAAAACUAUUAAUUAAAGAGAACACUGAAAUAUUCACAGAAAGGUUUUCUGAUCUCUUCUGAGGUUAUCUUCUGAACAGAGAAUGGAGGUUUGCCCAAGAGAUUAUUUUCUUCAUUUGGCACAGGAUUCAGGUGCUGGAAUCCAUCAAAGCUGACAAUCUGGUGAAUGUCUCUUUGUGAAAAGUUUUUUCUUUCUAGCUGAAAGUUGCACUCCACUUUUAAAAAGGUGACAAUCUGUACAGAACUGCCAUUAUUCCAACACUUUUUGCUGGAACUUGAUCGGUGACAAAACAAGAUGCAUUUCUUGGUAUUUAGCUACCAUUAGCAAAGUUUCCUUAGGAACGGAUUUACUAGCACAAAUAUGGUUAUAUAAAAUUUAUUUUAUUAGCUUUAGAAAUUAUUAAAGACUAUAUCUAAAAAUAUUACCAGAAUCUGACAUAAUUCAGCCAGAAUUUUUACAGAGUCAGCAUCUAACUCACUGUGAAUAUAGGAAUAUUUUUAAUAAAUGCAAUUAGUUUUACCCAGCCAUGACUCUUCAGCAAAUCCUCAGUGGAUCUUCUGCUCAUUGAGUUAGCCUCACCACACUGUAGCAGUCAUGGUGGGAUGGCAAGGCAGAUGGGAGCAGAGGCUGGAGAGCAAAGGGGCAGAAUGGAGGAGAGGAGCAGCAGCAGCAGCCUGCUGAAGUACUUAUAAGCCCUCUGCUGUUCUGCUGCAAUGGGAGCAUAAGCCAUGAUGGUGUCUGGAUUUGCUGUUGUGUGGGAUGUUACACUCCUACAGCUGUGUAAAUUAAUGCAAUUUGCAGCUUGCUGUUUUGGUUGUUUUUUUUUAAGCUUCAUGGCUGAAGAGACAGUGGAGCUUGGAUCACUAAGUACAUCGUUCAGUGGCAAUGUGAAGCGCCAAGAAGGACAGUGCCGGAGCUGAAGAUCCCUUGAGGAAAAGCAUUGAUAUGGCACGACACGAAACUAGUACUGCCUUGGCUGGUGCAGUCCAUCCUUGUUUACAGUGCAGUGUGAGGCUUUUAAAUAUCAAUGCCAGGUGUGAUAAAGAUCCCAUAUAUUUAUCAUGACUGAAUAGCAAUUUAGGCAAGAAUAUGAUACAAAAUUAUGUAAAUGCAGAUGCAUGCAUUUGCUGUAUAUAGCACCGAUG